This is a messenger RNA of Apodemus sylvaticus (European woodmouse), 2483 nucleotides long. RefSeq names its product ectonucleoside triphosphate diphosphohydrolase 6 (gene Entpd6). The record is from RefSeq and is a predicted model, not a curated record. Gene Ontology annotation, biological process: nucleoside diphosphate catabolic process. The coding region runs from base 198 to 1565 and encodes 455 amino acids. Gene Ontology annotation, molecular function: GDP phosphatase activity; UDP phosphatase activity. The transcript is spliced from 14 exons. NCBI's taxonomy places the organism in Eukaryota, Metazoa, Chordata, Mammalia, Rodentia, Muridae. Gene Ontology annotation, cellular component: membrane; Golgi apparatus.
GACGCAAAGUGCACGUAGGCGGAGACAGCCUCUCGGCAGCAGCUGGGGUUUGCUCCACGCUUUAAGGUUCUGUUGACGCGGACCGGCGCCGGAGAGCUAGUGUGGUCCCUGCCUGCCUCCGGCUACGCCACUACCUCUCUUACGGGGCCGAGGGCGCCGUGCAGGCAGCGGCUACAUCGUUCCCAGCAGACUGAGAAAUGAGAAAAAUACCAAACCAUGGGACCCUGCGGAUGACGAAGGUGGCAUAUCCCCUUGGACUGUGCGUGGGCCUGUUCAUCUAUGUUGCCUAUAUCAAGUGGCACCGGGCCUCUGCUGCCCAGGCCUUCCUCACCAUUGCUGGGGCUGCUUCGGGGGCACGGUGGACCCAGCAGGCCUUCAGCUCCCCAGGCUCAGCUACGCAUGGUCAUGAGGUCUUCUAUGGGAUCAUGUUUGAUGCUGGCAGCACUGGCACCCGCAUCCAUGUCUUCCAGUUCGCCCGGCCACCUGGAGAAACUCCCACCUUGACCCAUGAAACCUUCAAAGCACUCAAGCCUGGACUUUCUGCUUAUGCUGAUGAUGUUGAAAAGAGUGCUCAGGGGAUCCAGGAGCUUCUGAAUGUUGCUAAGCAACACAUUCCAUAUGACUUCUGGAAGGCCACCCCUCUGGUUCUCAAGGCCACAGCUGGUUUGCGCCUGCUGCCGGGAGAAAAGGCUCAGAAGUUGCUGCAAAAGGUGAAGGAGGUGUUCAUGGCCUCACCCUUCCUCGUAGGGGAUGACUGUGUUUCCAUCAUGAACGGCACAGAUGAAGGUGUUUCGGCAUGGAUCACUGUCAACUUCCUGACAGGCAGUCUGAAAACCCCAGGAAGCAGCAGUGUGGGCAUGCUGGAUUUGGGCGGAGGAUCCACUCAGAUCACCUUCCUCCCACGUGUCGAGGGUACCCUGCAGGCCUCCCCACCUGGCCACCUGACAGCACUGCAGAUGUUUAACAGGACAUACAAGCUGUAUUCCCACAGCUACCUGGGGCUGGGACUGAUGUCGGCACGACUGGCUAUCUUGGGUGGUGUGGAGGGGAAACCUGCUGAGAAUGACAAGGAACUGGUCAGCCCCUGUCUGUCCCCUCGGUUCAGAGGAGAGUGGGAGCAUGCGGAGGUCACCUAUAGAAUUUCAGGACAGAAGGCAGUGGGCCUCUAUGAGCUGUGUGCCAGCAGAGUGUCAGAAGUCCUCCGAAACAAAGUGCACAGGACGGAAGAGGCGCAGCACGUGGACUUCUAUGCGUUUUCCUAUUACUAUGACCUUGCAGCCAGCUCUGGCCUUAUAGAUGCAGAGAAAGGAGGCAGCCUUGUAGUUGGAGACUUUGAGAUAGCAGCCAAGUAUGUGUGCCGCACUCUGGAGACACAGCCACCAAGCAGCCCCUUCGCCUGCAUGGACCUCACCUACAUCAGCCUGCUGCUCCACGAGUUUGGUUUUCCUGGAGACAAGGUGCUGAAGCUGGCUCGGAAAAUUGACAAUGUUGAAACCAGCUGGGCUCUGGGAGCUAUUUUUCAUUACAUCGACUCCCUGAAGAGACAGAAGGUUGCUGCCUUGUAGCAGCCGAGCCCUCGUCCCCGCUCUGACCCAAAGUCCGAGGCUCCCAGCUCCAUGGACCCCUGUCUUGGAAGUGACGCCGUCCUUGAGGAGCCUGCAUCUGGCCGAGACCCUCUGUGCCUGCAGUGUCAGCUGCAGACUUGCCUGGGACAUGGCCUGGGCCAGGGCAGAAAUGCUGCCUGGCUUGAGGCCGUCUCCCUGCCUUACCUCCAAGUGGGCAGGGAGCCAGGUGGGGCCCAGGGUCCACGCUAAGGUAGAGACGCAGGCCUGGUCUCAGCCCGUCCGUGUGCAGAGUUGUGGCUGCUUUUAUGUGUUUCUGUGAUAUGAGUUUUGUUUGUUUCCCAGUCCCUGUUCCCUCCUGAGCCAGGCCUCUCUGCCUUCCCAGAGUUGUGGGAGAUGAAGUAACCCGGCCCAGACACAGUGCAACCUGGAGGGGAGCACAUCUUGAGUGGGGCCAUCUUUUCCUCAGGAUAGACAUGUGAAGUUACCUGGAGAUUUGCUGUCCCGUCUUUGAAUGGCAUAGCAUUAAUUUAUGUGGAGACACUGAAUAGGAAAAAGAUGGCGCAGUGCCUCUUUACAGACCCAGUGUGCCACCUUUGCAGAACUUGUGAGUGUGAGCAGAGCUAUGAGAAUGUUCAGGGCCGUGUGCUCAAGUACUACCUUGUGAGCUAGGAGUGCUUUACGUUAAAACUGAGCCCCUCUUCUGGACACAACUAUGUCCCAGUGAAUGUAUGACUGCUAUGAGCCAUUUGCAGACCAGUGGGGCAGAUUAGAAAGCUCAGCCCUGGAACCAUACUACCCCUCCCCCUAUCGUCCUCACUUGGCUGCAGCUGGCUUCCCCGUGGUCCCUCAGUGAAUGUACAGUCCGUAGAAUAAGCUGAGCCACCACUGUUCAACUCGAAAUAAAGGUUUACAAGGGUU